GCUUCCAGCAUCUUUACCCACUUCCCCAACCACGGGGUUUCCCAGUCUCCCUCGUCCCGGCGCAUCCGUUCGCAGACACGGCACACACACACACACGCAACUCCAGCGCCAUGGCUCCCCAACUCGAAGACGACUUCCCCUCCUCUCCAGGGCGGGCCGCAACUUCCCCGCGAGCAUCAACAGCAGCAGUGCGGCCAUCCCUCUCCUCCGACCUCCCCGCUCCGCCCUGGGCACCGCGCCCAACCCCGUCCGGCGCCCGCCGCCUCUCCUCGCACCAACACCGCCGCUCCCGUUCUUCCAUCCUCCACCACCACCACCACCACCACGACCCAACAGCAACCGCCGCCACCAAACCUACCGCCGGCGGUAUACCAUCCUUUUUCACAGGGCUACAAUCCACCCUCGCAGCCCUGGCGCAGCAAUCUCUCCGGUUGUACCUGACCCUGCCGCAAUGGCAGCGCAUCGCCCUCCUCUUCGCGGGCGCCGCCGCCUCCACCUUGGGCGUCCUCUUCCUGGUGUACUCGCACCGCAUCUUCGCCGCGCUGGGCCCGCUGGCGGCGACGUGGCGCGCCCGCCCGAUCAGCUGGGUGCUCGUGUGGCUGGCGACGUGCGUGACGGCCUUCCCGCCCGUGAUCGGCUACUCGACGUGCGUGACGGUGGCCGGGUUUGUGUACGGCUUCCCCGGGGGCUGGCCGCUGGCGGCGAGCGCGACGGUGGCCGGGUCGACGGCGGCCUUCCUGAGCAGUCGGGGCAUCUUGGCCGCCUAUGUGCAGCGCUUGGUCGGCAGGGAUACGAGGUUUGUCGCGCUGGGCCAGGUGCUGAGGCGCGAUGGCAUCGGCGUGUUGGUCAUGAUCCGGCUGUGUCCGCUGCCGUAUAGCCUCAGCAAUGGAUUCCUUGCCACCGUGGGGAGUAUCAAGCCCGGGGUGUUUGCGUUGGCGACCGCGGGGGCGACACCAAAACUCCUUGUGCACGUCUUCGUCGGCUCGCGGCUCGCCCUGCUCGCGGAGUCGGGCGACAAGAUGUCGGGCUGGGACCGCGCCCUCAACUACGUGAGCAUGGCGGUGUUUGGGCUGAUCGGCUUUGGCGUGGGCGUGCUCAUCUACCGGCGCACAAUGGCGCGGGCGGCCGAGCUGGCGCGUGAGGCCGAGCUUGAGGCGGGCGAUGCCCUGCUGGACGGCACCCCCGGUGAGAGGGAUGAAGGGAUGGAGGAGGGUGUGCUCGGUGACGAUUUGGAGAGUGGGAGGAUGGUGGAUCCUGACGAGCUGGAUGCCGCCGCGCUGAUGGACGACGACGAUAUCUCGCUGUGGGCCACAGGCGGUGAUGCAUAUCAUGACAACUGGGACGACAAUGACGAUGUCGAGGGAGCGACCAACAAGGGUGGUCUUUCUCAUGGCCAUGAACACGGGAGCAUAAACCGGUCCUAAGAAAUAAGGGGGAGGGCUGUAAGAGAUAGAUGAUGGGCAGUCGUCUUGAUCUCGGCCAGUAGCUCGGCCACUGCAUAUGGCGGCGUUAGGUUUUAGGACAGGUGGUACGGAGUUAGUUGGCAACUUGAACUUGGAAUAGACGGUGGUCAUAGAUCAACAUCGCACAAGUCCUUGCAAUCACCA
Molecule: messenger RNA, 1607 nt
Organism: Chaetomium strumarium
Lineage: Eukaryota; Fungi; Ascomycota; Sordariomycetes; Sordariales; Chaetomiaceae
Exons: 2
Coding region: 111-1424 (437 amino acids)
Biological process (GO): vesicle-mediated transport; mitotic spindle elongation
Cellular component (GO): Golgi membrane
Source: RefSeq, a predicted model, not a curated record